This is a messenger RNA of Glycine soja, 1708 nucleotides long. RefSeq names its product MLO-like protein 13. The transcript is spliced from 14 exons. Bases 120 to 1631 code for a protein of 503 amino acids. Gene Ontology annotation, cellular component: membrane. NCBI's taxonomy places the organism in Eukaryota, Viridiplantae, Streptophyta, Magnoliopsida, Fabales, Fabaceae. The record is from RefSeq and is a predicted model, not a curated record. Gene Ontology annotation, biological process: defense response.
UUGCUGUGGCAUACAUCAACUCUGCCCCAUGCAGAAUAUUGUUACCAUAACUACCAUCACUUUCAGGCCUAAAUACAUAUUGAUCAGAAAGGUUUGUUUUGGUAACAAAAGUGCAAAACAUGGCAGAAGAAUUGAACCAGUCUCUGGAAUAUACACCAACAUGGAUUGUUGCGGUUGUUUGCUCCAUCAUUGUUUUCAUCUCUCUUUGUGUUGAGCGUGCCCUUCACAAACUUGGAAAGUACCUUAAGAGCAAAGGUCAGACUGCAUUGUAUGAAGCCUUGACAAAAUUGGAAGAAGAAUUGAUGCUUUUAGGGUUCAUUUCCCUGCUAUUAACCGUAUUUCAAGGUCUAAUAAGCGAUAUUUGUAUCUCACCAAAUCUUGCAACCCAAAUGCUUCCAUGCAAGAGACCUCAUAGGUCUCCAGAAGGUUCAGAGCAUUAUCAGAUAUACUAUGAUGCUAUAAUAAACAGACGGAGGCUUUUUUCUACUGAUACUGGUUCAGAUCAUUGUAGGCAAAAGGGGAAGGUUCCAUUGUUAUCAUUGGAAUCUGUACAUCACCUUCACAUUUUUAUCUUUGUAUUGGCCGUUGUACAUGCAAUAUUCUGUGUCACCACAAUGCUUCUUGGAGGAGCAAAGAUCCGCGAAUGGAACAGCUGGGAGGAUUAUUGUAGGAACAAGAUCAUAAGUUCAAAAAAAGAUUACCGUGAGUUCUUCAAAGUGCAUGCUGACGGAUAUUGGAGAAGAGCAGCUGUUAUUAGUUGGCUGAGAUCAUUCUUCAAGCAAUUUCAUGGCUCUGUUACAAAAUCUGACUACCUUGCACUGCGGUACGGAUUUGUCAAGGAACACCACCCACAAAACCCGGAAUAUAAUUUUCAUAAUUACAUGCUGCGGACACUUGAAGUCGACUUCAAAACAGUUGUAGGCAUAAGCUGGUACCUGUGGCUCUUUGUUGUGCUGUUUUUGCUGAUGGAUCUUGAAGGAUGGCACACUUAUUUCUGGUUAGCCUUUUUACCAUUGAUUCUUCUACUUCUGGUGGGGGCAAAGUUGGAGCACAUAAUCGCUCGUUUGGCUCAGGAAUCAAUAGAUAUGAUGGGAAAGGAAGAUUCCCGUUCAGUGAAGCCAUCAGAUGAAUACUUUUGGUUUACCCGUCCAUCCCUAGUCCUUCACUUACUUCACUUCAUUUUGUUUCAAAACUCUUUUGAGAUUGCAUUUUUGUUCUGGAUUUGGACAACAUAUGGAUUGGAUUCAUGCAUUAUGGAGAAAAUAGCCUACGUUAUCCCAAGACUUAUAAUGGGUGUAAUUGUUCAAGUGCUUUGCAGUUAUAGCACCUUGCCUUUGUACACAAUUGUGACUCAGAUGGGUAGCAAAAGCAAGGCUGAAAAGGCAGAACCAUCUUCCUUGAUAGGGACUAAAGGUGGCUCCCCCAAUAAUACAAGGCAGUCCAACCACAUGAUCAAAGAAUCAACCCAAAUUGAUGAACAAGCAAUAAUCAUGAUGGAAGAUGCAACAACAUCUACAAUUGAGCUUCCCCACAUUGUCCAUGCUCCUUUUGAGAGACCUAAUGCAUCCAAUAGUUAUUCUUCUACAAAUAUUCACCAGCAUGAAUUCAACUUUGAUAUUAGAAAAACUUGAAAAGUGUCAUCAAUACAACAUUACUAAUUGGUUUUAUAAUGAUUUUUAUAUAAAAAAAUACAAUAAUUUGGUUCUUA